Molecule: messenger RNA, 1059 nt
Organism: Anarrhichthys ocellatus (wolf-eel)
Lineage: Eukaryota; Metazoa; Chordata; Actinopteri; Perciformes; Anarhichadidae
Gene: nat8l2
Product: N-acetyltransferase 8-like 2
Exons: 2
Coding region: 111-782 (223 amino acids)
Molecular function (GO): N-acetyltransferase activity
Source: RefSeq, a predicted model, not a curated record
ACCAGCCCAUCAGUGUCCCUGGUCUGAGUUCAUUUGAGCCGCUGGUUGGACUGUGGUGCUCCUCGACAAGGACCAGAUUCACAAGUUGACUUGACUUCUUCCUUCUGACCAUGCAGCUGGUGAUCCGCCGGUACCGUCACUCAGACAAGGACCCGGUGCUCACCCUCUUCAGCAGUGGCAUCAGGGAGCACAUCCACCCAUGUUUUCGCAACACCAUGACCAGCCCUCUCAACCUCGCCAUCACCCUGGCUCUGUGUGUCGCCGGCCACCUGCUCGGCUCCGUGUUGUGGGCUGUGGUGCUACCAGGAGCCUGGGUGGCCCUCGUGUACUACUGCUGUCAUGAGCUGUACGGCAGCUUUGUCAGGGAGAAACUCCUGACGGACAUGCAGGACAUCCCUGGGAACUAUCUGAAAGGACCGGAUGACUGCUUCUGGGUGGCCGAGGCUGAGGUUGAAGGGAGGACCCGGGUUCUUGGUAUGGUGGCCGUGGUGGCCAAACAAAGUGGGAAGGAAAGAUACGGAGAACUUUGCAGGAUGAUCAUCUCACCAUCGUGCCGUCGGAUGGGCCUGGGCCUCAGGCUGGCUCAUACUGCGGUGGACUUCUGCAUGGAGCGAGGCUUCUCCAAGGUGCUGCUGGAGACCAGCUCCACUCAGACCGCCGCUGUGUCCCUGUACCAGAAACUGGGGUUCAGCCACGUCACCUCUCACACCAAAACGUAUACUUUUGAUUGGAUUGUAAUGAUGACUAAGGUGUCGAUUUUGAUUAUGGAAAAACACCUGUAGCCCUGUCAUCAGUGUCUGAAUGGGUGUGAAUGGGUAAAGGACACGUAGUGUUAGCUAUGAACAACAACAACGCAAAACCUUAGGUUUCCUCGUAGUCUAUGUAACGUAUCUGAAUGUUUUAAAGUUGACAAUGUUCUAUUUAGUUUGGACCAAGAUUCUCCGACCGUCGAUUACUUCUUUUAUUACUGCUGUGAUUUUAUUUCACAAAUGACCAAUCAGGUUUAAGUGUCUUAAAUACAAAAUCAUGCAAGAAAUAAAACCACCUCAAAUGCUUGUA